UUCUACAUGCCCUUAAGUUUCUGGUGGGUGCAUUUAUAUUCAGAAUCAGCAUUGCACCCGUCCGGAGCUAUGGCGGCUGCUUGUAUGCCCAUAGAUGAAACAAGAAUCGUUUCCAAAUAUGAGCAUUAGUGUUCGCGUAGCGCCUCUGUGAAUGGAAUGCCGAAGUACGUUGUGUAUGAAGAAUCAAGAGACCGUAGAUCAAAUGUUUCCGUCAAAAUAUUUUACAUAGGGGGAUCCAAAUGAUUACACCAUAGUAUUUCUGUGCAUCUUGGUGAAAUUCUAUAAGUGAAAGGUUCUGCCAAAUACGUGACACUGUAGAUCAGUGGAGGUCUUAAAAAAAUUUGUUAGGAUAGUUAAUUUUCGAAUGCAUAUUAAUUCAAUGAUAAUUCAACGAUGUGAAGGAAUAAGAAUAUGAAGAAGAAACAAAAGAUGGUUGGCGGCCAAUCUAAACCACAAACUAGAAGGUAUAAAAGAAAGUCUCGAAAUUCAGAUUCCGAUCCAGAUUUUUUGUUGGAAAAAAAGAAGGUUGCUAAAAAAAUUAAGUCAGAAGAAGAAAAUUCUGAUGAACGCAAAAAAUCUAUACCAGAUACUGAAAAACCAGCAAAGAAACGGAAAUCUCGUAACUGCGACAUGAGCGAUAAAGACGAAAAUUCCAAACAAAUAAUCAGGAGAAGAAAAAAUAUCAAGCUGGAAUUGGUAAAAAUAGAGAAAUUCGUAAACUUGAAUGAAGUGAAGGAACCGCUGAAAUGUGGCAUCUGCACCGAGAGUUUCAUGUCCCACGUGGAUUUGGGUUUGCACUCAAAGGUUCACAAUGAAGAUGGACUGUACUCUUGCCAUCAGUGCGACUAUACAAAAGAGAAGAAAUCCUUAUUUAAAAACCAUGUUCUUAGCCACGACCUCUGGAAAUGCGAGAAGUGCAACAAAAUUUUCAGGAGCAAACGCUGCGCCCUCAAGCACUCCAAAACACACGUCGCUAAAAGUUUUGUCCAAUGCGAAAUGUGCGGCAAAGACGUAAGGAAUGUAUAUUUGGACACACACAAGAAACUAGUCCAUGCUGACGAGAAGACAAUUCACAUCUACAAGUGUACUCUUUGUGACAAGUCCUACAAAAACUCGACCGCUCUCAAAGGUCAUUACUCUUACAACCACAAAGACUAUGGCAUUGACACUUCCGUCAUUUGUGACAUAUGCGGAAUGCGAUUGUCUUGUAAAGGAAAACUAGCGCAACACACCAGAACGCACACUGGCGAUAGACCUUAUUCCUGUACGGUAUGUCCUAGGAAGUUCAUAUCAAAUGAUAUCCUCAGAGCACACAUGAGGGUUCAUACAGGUGAAAAACCGUACGUCUGCAUGUAUUGCGGAAAAAAGUUCGCACACGGUGCCCCGUACAGGUACCACAUAAAAACACACACAGGUGAAAAAUCCUUCAAUUGUUCCAAUUGUGGAAAAGGGUUCAUUUCUAGGGCUAAUAUGAAAAUUCACAUGAAGAGCUGUUUAUUUCCUGUCAGACUGCUCAAUUGAAUCUGUGGAAAGACUGUUUGGUAGGGUGAUGAAAUCAAAAAUUAUUCCAGAAUCAAGAUUAUCUAUAUCACAUGGCGAUGGACAGUUCAGUUGAUUCUAAGGGCUGCUUUCAAAUUAGAUAUUUCAAGUUAAUGAAAACAUUUUCAAUUAGAAUCGCAUGUAUUUUGUGAAUUUG
Molecule: messenger RNA, 1696 nt
Organism: Leptinotarsa decemlineata (Colorado potato beetle)
Lineage: Eukaryota; Metazoa; Arthropoda; Insecta; Coleoptera; Chrysomelidae
Product: zinc finger protein 782-like
Source: RefSeq, a predicted model, not a curated record